GAGGGACAAGAGGGCCUGACGUACAGAUUAUAAGCGCCAUGGCUAUGGCCAGUGUUAAAUUGCUUGCUGGUGUUUUAAGAAAGCCAGAUGCCUGGAUUGGACUCUGGGGUGUUCUCCGAGGGACACCUGCGUCAUACAAACUCUGUACUUCCUGGAAUCGAUACUUGUAUUUUUCUAGUACCAAGUUACGUGCACCAAAUUAUAAAACACGUUUCCAUAAUAUUUUCUCACUGAGACUCCCAGGACUUUUACUAUCUCCAGAAUAUAUUUUUCCUUUUUCCAUAAGACUCAAAAGUAAUAUAAGCUCUACAAAAUCUACUAAAAAGUCUCUGCAUAAAGUAGAUGAAGAGGACUCUGAUGAAGAAAGCGAUCAUGAGGAGAUGAGUGAGCAGGAAGAGGAGCUUGAGGAUGACCCCACUGUAGUCAAAGACUAUAAAGACCUGGAAAAAGCAGUGCAGUCUUUUUGGUAUGAUGUUGUCUUGAAGACGGGGCUAGAUAUUGGGAGAAACAAAGUGGAAGAUGCAUUCUACAAAGGUGACCACAGGCUGAAUGAGGAAAAAUUAUGGAAGAAAAGCAGAACGGUGAAAGUGGGAGAUACAUUGGAUCUUCUCAUUGGAGAGGUUAAAGAAGCAGGAACAGAGACAGUUAUGAGGAUUCUCUUGAAAAAAGUGUUUGAAGAGAAGACUGAAAGUGAAAAAUACCGAGUGGUGUUAUGGUGGUGGAAAAGUUUAAAGUUGCCUAAGAAGAGAACAUCUAAAUAAAUAGAUUGCUUUUUAGCAAUAAAGCUGCUUUCU
Cercocebus atys (sooty mangabey) is the source of this 794-nucleotide messenger RNA. RefSeq lists its product as uncharacterized. The record is from RefSeq and is a predicted model, not a curated record. Lineage: Eukaryota; Metazoa; Chordata; Mammalia; Primates; Cercopithecidae. The coding region runs from base 39 to 761 and encodes 240 amino acids. The transcript has a single exon.